Molecule: messenger RNA, 4866 nt
Organism: Octodon degus (degu)
Lineage: Eukaryota; Metazoa; Chordata; Mammalia; Rodentia; Octodontidae
Gene: Tanc2
Product: tetratricopeptide repeat, ankyrin repeat and coiled-coil containing 2
Exons: 17
Coding region: 1-4866 (1621 amino acids)
Biological process (GO): regulation of dendritic spine morphogenesis
Cellular component (GO): dendritic spine
Molecular function (GO): protein binding
Source: RefSeq, a predicted model, not a curated record
AUGAAGGACCUUGCUGUAAGUGGGUUCUGGAAGGCCCAUGUGCUAAGGGCGUGGUCCUAUGCUGGUGCUGCAGUAGACAAUAGAAAUGUGAAGAGCUGGACCCCAGUGGCAGGUCUUCCACACGUGGAGGGUGCUCCUUUACAGGGCAUAGCCCGGCCUCCACCUCUUCCUCCCCCCACCGGCCAUGAGGGGAGCAGUUUUGUUUCACCAUGCACCUUUGCCGUGAUGUGCUACUGCCUUGCCGUGGUCGCCUAUCACUAUUGUCAAGCAGAUAAUGCCUACACUUGCCUGGUACCAGAGUUUGUCCACAAUGUUGCUGCACUGCUGUGCCGCUCACCCCAGCUGACAGCGUAUCGGGAACAGCUUCUUAGAGAGCCUCACCUGCAAAGCAUGCUGAGCCUUCGGUCCUGUGUGCAGGACCCUAUGGCCUCCUUCCGGAGAGGAGUCCUGGAGCCCCUAGAGAAUCUCCAUAAAGAGAGAAAAAUCCCAGAUGAAGAUUUCAUCAUUUUAAUUGAUGGAUUAAAUGAAGCAGAAUUUCACAAACCGGAUUAUGGGGAUACAAUUGUAUCAUUUCUGAGUAAAAUGAUUGGAAAAUUUCCUUCUUGGCUCAAACUAAUUGUAACAGUUAGGACCAGUUUACAGGAAAUUACCAAGUUGCUGCCUUUCCAUAGGAUCUUUUUGGAUCGACUAGACGAGAAUGAAGCCAUAGACCAGGACCUGCAGGCUUACAUCCUGCACCGGAUUCACAGCAGCUCAGAGAUCCAGAAUAACAUUUCACUCAACGGCAAAAUGGACAAUGCUACCUUUGGCAAACUAAGUGCUCAUCUGAAGACUCUCAGCCAGGGCUCCUAUCUGUACCUGAAGCUCACGUUUGACCUCAUAGAAAAAGGCUAUCUAGUGCUGAAGAGUUCUAGCUACAAAGUGGUUCCUGUUUCCCUCUCAGAGGUCUAUUUACUCCAAUGCAAUAUGAAGUUCCCAACGCAGUCUUCCUUUGACCGGGUGAUGCCCCUCCUGAAUGUGGCGGUCGCCUCACUCCACCCGCUGACUGAUGAGCACAUCUUUGAGGCCAUCAAUGCGGGUAGCAUCGAAGGCACACUAGAAUGGGAGGACUUUCAGCAGAGAAUGGAGAACCUCUCCAUGUUCCUAAUCAAGCGCAGAGACAUGACUCGGAUGUUUGUACACCCUUCUUUUCGAGAAUGGCUUAUCUGGAGAGAAGAAGGAGAAAAGACUAAAUUUCUCUGUGAUCCCAGGAGUGGUCACACAUUACUUGCCUUCUGGUUUUCCCGCCAAGAGGGAAAACUAAACCGGCAGCAGACUAUUGAACUGGGACAUCAUAUCCUUAAAGCACACAUCUUUAAGGGUUUGAGCAAAAAAGUUGGUGUAUCAUCUUCCAUCCUCCAAGGUCUCUGGAUCUCCUACAGCACAGAAGGUCUCUCCAUGGCACUGGCUUCUUUACGCAAUCUAUAUACUCCAAAUAUAAAGGUCAGCAGACUGCUGAUUUUGGGAGGUGCCAAUAUUAAUUACCGGACAGAGGUCUUAAACAACGCUCCAAUUCUAUGUGUCCAGUCUCAUCUUGGUUACACAGAAAUGGUGGCCCUGCUCUUAGAGUUUGGGGCCAAUGUGGAUGCCUCCUCCGAAAGUGGCCUGACUCCCCUGGGCUAUGCAGCGGCAGCAGGGUUCCUGAGCAUCGUGGUGCUGUUGUGCAAGAAACGGGCCAAGGUGGAUCAUUUGGAUAAGAAUGGGCAGUGUGCCUUGGUUCAUGCUGCGCUCCGAGGUCAUCUAGAGGUCGUCAAAUUUUUGAUUCAGUGUGAUUGGACAAUGGCUGGACAGCAACAAGGAGUGUUUAAGAAGAGUCAUGCCAUCCAGCAGGCCCUCAUUGCUGCAGCCAGCAUGGGUUACACUGAGAUUGUCUCCUACCUACUUGAUCUUCCAGAAAAAGAUGAAGAAGAAGUGGAGCGAGCACAAAUCAAUAGUUUUGACAGUCUCUGGGGAGAGACAGCCCUGACAGCUGCAGCGGGAAGGGGUGAACUGGAGGUGUGCCGUCUGCUCUUGGAGCAAGGUGCUGCAGUGGCCCAGCCAAACCGACGAGGGGCAGUACCCCUCUUCAGCACUGUUCGCCAGGGCCACUGGCAGAUUGUUGAUCUUCUGCUUACCCAUGGAGCUGAUGUCAACAUGGCAGAUAAGCAGGGUCGCACUCCCCUGAUGAUGGCUGCCUCAGAAGGCCAUCUAGGAACUGUUGACUUUCUGCUUGCACAAGGUGCCUCCAUUGCUCUAAUGGACAAAGAAGGGUUGACAGCACUCAGCUGGGCUUGUCUGAAAGGCCAUCUCUCAGUAGUACGCUCACUGGUGGAUAAUGGAGCUGCCACAGACCAUGCUGACAAGAAUGGCCGCACCCCACUGGACCUGGCAGCUUUCUAUGGUGAUGCUGAGGUGGUCCAGUUCCUGGUGGACCAUGGGGCCAUGAUCGAGCACGUUGACUACAGUGGAAUGCGCCCUUUGGACAGGGCGGUAGGGUGCCGGAACACUUCUGUUGUGGUCACUCUCCUGAAGAAAGGAGCCAAAAUAGGUCCAGCCACAUGGGCGAUGGCCACCUCCAAACCAGACAUCAUGAUCAUCCUGUUGAGCAAGCUGAUGGAAGAGGGGGACAUGUUCUAUAAGAAAGGUAAAGUAAAGGAAGCUGCUCAACGCUACCAGUAUGCUCUGAAGAAAUUCCCUAGAGAAGGGUUUGGUGAAGACCUGAAAACCUUCCGGGAGCUAAAGGUGUCUCUCCUUCUCAACCUCUCUCGAUGUCGUCGGAAAAUGAAUGAUUUUGGAAUGGCGGAGGAAUUUGCUACUAAGGCCCUGGAGCUGAAACCGAAAUCUUAUGAAGCUUACUAUGCAAGAGCAAGGGCAAAACGCAGCAGCAGACAGUUUGCAGCAGCCUUAGAGGACCUGAACGAGGCCAUCAAGCUAUGUCCAAACAACCGUGAGAUCCAGAGACUCCUGAUGAGAGUGGAGGAAGAAUGCAGACAGAUGCAGCAACAGCAGCAGCCAGCUCCUCCACAGCAGCAGCCUCAGCAACAGUUACCAGAAGAGACAGAGCCUGAGCCACAGCCUGAAGAUGUAUACUCCAUACAAGAUGUAUUUGAGGAGGAAUACCUGGAACAGGAUGUUGAAAAUAUUUCCAUUGGCCUCCAGACAGAGACUCGUCCCAGUCAGGGGCUCCCAAUAAUCCAGAGCCCACCCUCCUCUCCAGCCCACAGGGAUUCAGCCUACAUCUCUAGUUCACCUCUUGGCUCUCAUCAGGUUUUUGACUUCCGGUCCAAUAGUUCUGUAGGUUCUCCCACUAGACAAGGAUAUCAGUCCACCUCACCUGCUCUUUCUCCAACUCACCAGAACUCUCAUUACAGGCCUAGUCCCCCACAUACUUCCCCAGCUCAUCAGGGUGGAUCUUACCGUUUUAGCCCCCCUCCUGUGGGAGGGCAGAGCAAAGAAUACCCAAGCCCUCCUCCUUCCCCUCUUCGCAGAGGUCCUCAGUAUCGGGCCAGCCCUCCAGCUGAAAGCAUGAGUGUCUAUAGAUCCCAGUCUGGUUCGCCUGUGCGCUAUCAGCAAGAAACAAGUGUCAGCCAGCUUCCUGGCAGACCAAAAUCUCCAUUAUCUAAAAUGGCCCAACGUCCCUACCAGAUGCCCCAGCUUCCCGUGGCAGUUCCCCAGCAAGGGCUCAGGCUACAGCCUGCUAAGGCCCAGAUUGUGAGAAGCAGCCAGCCCAGCUCAGCAGUUCACUCAAGCACUGUCAUCCCCAGCGGAGCCUAUGGCCAGGUUGCCCAUUCAAUGGCCAGUAAAUACCAGUCUUCGCAAGGAGACAUGGGAGUAAGUCAGAGCCGGUUGGUUUAUCAAGGGUCAAUUGGGGGACUUGUAGGGGAUGGGAGACCUGUGCAGCAUGUCCAGGCCAGCCUGAGUGCAGGCGCCAUCUGUCAACAUGGCGGAUUGACCAAAGAAGACCUUCCACAGCGACCUUCCUCAGCAUACCGGGGUGGCAUGAGAUACAGCCAAACCCCACAAAUCGGGCGCAGCCAGUCAGCAUCCUAUUACCCAGUGUGUCACUCCAAACUAGACCUGGAGCGCUCUUCCAGUCAGCUGGGUUCCCCUGAUGUGUCUCAUUUAAUCAGAAGGCCUGUUGGUGUGAGCCCUAGUGAAGUCAAGCCCCACCCACCAACACCGCGGCCGCUGCUGCACUCGCAGAGUGUGGGCCUUCGCUUCUCUCCAUCUAGCAAUAGCAUCUCUUCCGCCUCCAGCCUAACUCCCACCUUCCGACCUUCUUCCUCAAUUCAGCAAAUGGAGAUCCCACUGAAACCGGCAUAUGAGAGAUCGUGUGAUGAGCUGUCUCCAGUAUCUCCCACUCAGGGAGGUUACCCCAGUGAGCCUACCCGGUCCAGGACCACACCAUUCAUGGGGAUCAUAGACAAAACAGCCCGGACUCAACAGUACCCCCACCUUCACCAGCAGAAUCGGACCUGGGCCGUGUCAUCUGUGGAUACCGUACUCAGCCCCACAUCUCCAGGCAACCUGCCUCAGCCUGAGUCCUUCAGCCCACCGUCAUCCAUCAGCAACAUUGCCUUUUAUAACAAAACCAACAAUGCACAGAAUGGCCAUUUGCUGGAAGACGAUUAUUACAGCCCCCAUGGGGUGCUGGCUAAUGGAUCCCGGGGAGACCUCUUGGAAAGAGUCAGCCAGGCCUCCUCUUAUCCCGACGUGAAGGUGGCUCGGACCCUACCUGUGGCUCAGGCAUAUCAGGACAACUUGUACAGGCAGUUGUCCCGGGACUCUCGACAAGGGCAGACCUCCCCUAUCAAACCAAAGAGACCGUUUGUGGAGUCUAAUGUUUAA